Messenger RNA from Cryptotermes secundus, 2408 nucleotides. Its product is annotated as protein apterous. Gene Ontology annotation, cellular component: nucleus. Gene Ontology annotation, biological process: regulation of transcription by RNA polymerase II; neuron differentiation. The record is from RefSeq and is a predicted model, not a curated record. The transcript is spliced from 5 exons. NCBI's taxonomy places the organism in Eukaryota, Metazoa, Arthropoda, Insecta, Blattodea, Kalotermitidae. Bases 453 to 1919 code for a protein of 488 amino acids. Gene Ontology annotation, molecular function: DNA-binding transcription factor activity, RNA polymerase II-specific; RNA polymerase II transcription regulatory region sequence-specific DNA binding.
AGAGCCCGUGUGAGAGCUGAGCGCUUCAGUUGCUGGUUUCGGUAGCGCGGUGGUCAGACAUGCGCGUCGGAGGGACACCUGUGGCGUCCGAAUUGUGAUAACUGUGUAAGCCUUCUCGCCACUGAAAACACAAAUAAUCUGAGAGUGUCACGUGGCUGUAAGAAUCCUCUGCUUUGAAUCGUGUUGAUACGGCGCUCACGAGUCAACAAACACACGGCGAUGUUGUACUGAUAAUAAACGAAAGUCUGUUAUUGUAGUGUUGCCUGAAGUGAGGGUUGGUGGUUGGGGGCAGGGGUUCGUUUCUUUUGGGUGUUUUUGUGUCGCAGUGUUUGCAUGAGUUACGGGGCCGUCUGCUGCACCGCUCGCGGGAGCCGUGGCCGCAACUGGCCGCCACCUUGCAGCCAGCCAGCCGGCAACUUGUCCUCGCAGAGACCAACAACGCACCCGAACUGAUGGGAGUGUAUGAGCACGCCCAGCUCGUGAUGCAUUGGCAGCAGCACGACCGCUACGUCGGACCGGCCCACGACCCAUCCCGCGACUUGUCUCCCAACUUGCCGAUCCAUUCGUGCGACCCCACGUCCAUGGGCGACGUGGAGCCCAGGAACGGAAACACCAGCAACUGUAGCACCCCCAACAGCGGCUGUGCCCAUCUCCACCGACCUCUGCCGCCAUGCAACAACAACUGCGAGACCAGUUUGUGCAGGGCCCCGUUCGAUGGGCCCCGGCAGCACCGCGGGGGGCCCAGCGGCUCCUUCAGCGACUGUGAUGCCUUCACCCCUCCUCUGUUGCACCCUAAGCUGGAGCAGCACCCCAACCCGGGGACACCCUCUACACCUCCGACCUCGGCCGAUGACGUGGUGGUGUGCGCGGGGUGUGCCCACCGGAUCUCCGACAGGUUUUAUCUGCUAGCGGUGGACAGACGCUGGCAUGCGUCCUGUCUCCAGUGUUGCCAGUGCCGACAGACGCUGGACGGGGAGACGAAAUGUUACGCGAGGGAGGGCAACAUCUACUGCAAGAAGGACUACUACAGGCUGUUUGGCAUGAAGCGUUGUGCCCGAUGUCAGGCCGCCAUCUUGUUCACCGAGAUGGUGAUGCGCGCACGUGACCUGGUCUUCCACGUGCAGUGCUUCACAUGCGCUGUGUGUAACUCGACCUUCAACAAGGGCGACCAAUUCGGGCUGAAGGACAGCACAGUGCUGUGCCAGAUACACUACGAGCAGCAGCAACACCAGUCGCCGUCCCCGGUCAACUUCCCUGGUGGCAGCACUUACCCGCCCCCGUUUCCAUCCCCCGAGUUCCACCCCCAUCAUCAUCCACCGUCCGCCGCGCCCGCCUGCGCGGACAGUGUGAUCAGUACCAAAGUGCCCUACUUCAACGGCUCUGCUACGGGGGCGACACGGCAGAAAGGACGGCCCAGGAAGCGGAAACCGAAAGACUUAGAGGCCAUGACUGCAAACCUAGACUUGAAUGCAGAUUACCUGGAUGUUCCUUUUGGACGUUCUGGUCCUGGAACUCCCGGACUUCCCGGAUCAAACGGCCAGCAGCGCACCAAGCGCAUGCGCACCUCGUUCAAGCACCAUCAGCUGCGCACCAUGAAGUCUUACUUCGCCAUCAACCACAACCCGGACGCAAAGGACCUGAAACAACUGUCCCAGAAGACGGGGCUGCCCAAGCGGGUGCUGCAGGUGUGGUUCCAGAAUGCGAGGGCAAAAUGGCGGCGAAUGAUGAUCAAGCAGGAAGGUAAAACCGGGGAUAAAUGUCCAGGGGCGGAAUCCGGCAACUCUCUGGGAGACAUGGAGACCUUCCAGCCUCAUGCACCUGGUACCGUGGGCCCAGAAUUUCACCAGCAGUCACUCCCCCCACACAGCCCCCCCUUCGUUCUGGGUGGUUCAUCUUCCUCACCGCUUGAAUGCUCCUAAUGCGCGUGCGCGUGUGGUAAUUUAAAUUAAUUUCCGUUGAGAGUUGGACAUUUAAUGUUUCCUUGAACUGUUGUAUCGUAAUUAUAGGAAACUCGACUCUGUCUGGGUGUCCGUAAAGAACGGCGGUAUCAUGUAAGCGUUUAUUGCUUCAAAAUUCUCCCCCAUUGUAAAGCAAGUGGAAUGUUUGGCAACACUGAACAUAUUGACAGAUGUAAGUCGGUCAGUCUGUAAAAUUCACUAUAUUACACUGUUCUGAAAUCUUUAUCGCAAGAUUAUUCCUCCUCUUUUAGCUCUUAGACAUUUCCCCCCGCCCCUCACUAAAUAAGGAAGAGACAGCAGUGAAAUAUGUAUACAGGGUUGUCAAAUUCAACUCACAUAAUUGCUUUUCAACUUUUUCAUGUUAUAAUCUUUGCUUUACAGGGGGUACGCGGUAGCGUAGUUGGUUGAGACACUAUAGUACAGUCCGAAAGGUCGCGGGUUCGAUUCCCA